This is a messenger RNA of Cladophialophora bantiana CBS 173.52, 2088 nucleotides long. RefSeq lists its product as uncharacterized. Gene Ontology annotation, molecular function: DNA binding. Gene Ontology annotation, cellular component: RSC-type complex; nucleus. The coding region runs from base 1 to 2088 and encodes 695 amino acids. The transcript is spliced from 2 exons. Gene Ontology annotation, biological process: regulation of transcription by RNA polymerase II. NCBI's taxonomy places the organism in Eukaryota, Fungi, Ascomycota, Eurotiomycetes, Chaetothyriales, Herpotrichiellaceae. The record is from RefSeq and is a predicted model, not a curated record.
AUGGACUACAUGCAACAAAAUGCUUUUGCAUUUGCUUCUCAGCCUCAGCCACAAUUCCUCUACCAACCAGUCCAAUAUCCCACCUUCGUGACCCACGGCCGGCAGCCAGUUGAUGAUUUCUAUAUGGCCUACACCGGAGCUGAGUACGCUGACUUCAUGGAUGCGGGGAUGAUGCACGAUGAGUUCGGAGAGACCCAGGAGAUCUCGACACGACCAAGACUCACCAAGGAACAAGCUGAGAUCCUCGAAGCCCACUUUCAGGCGAAUCACAAACCCAGCUCCCAACUGAAGAGGGAAUUAGCGAUCCAAACAAACUUGAAACUCACGCGGGUCGGGAACUGGUUUCAGAAUCGACGGGCAAAGGCAAAGCAGCAGAAGAGACAGGAAGAAUACGAAGCCCAGCAUGCAGCAGCCAAGACUGGAUCGAAAGAGCCAAGAGGCCUCGAUUUGUCGGAAGGCUCAGCACUAGAACCUACCUCUCCCAGAUCGUCUGUUGCUUCACCCACGAAGAAGACAAGCAGGAAUUCAACCUCGGUAACGAUUUCGACCGGCCAGACACCAACUUCGCCCGUUAAAGUUGUCGAAGACUCCAAGGAGGCAAGCUGGAACUCUUUGCAACGUGCUUUAGGACAGGCUAAAGCAGCACAAGGUCAGCAGACAGCCCAAGCUCAAUCUACUAUGUCAUCUCUGGAAAUCCCUCCACAGAAUGCAGCUAUGCAGCUUCCCCUUCGACUAUACGACCAUCAGCCGACUUCGUCGACAUCUAGUUUGCCAACCUGGCCAAAUCAACCUGCUGGUGCCGUCCCUCAUCCCUCGCCGAUCACGCUUCAGGACACAUCCUUCGAUUUUGGCUUCGACGAUGAGGUUGCGGAACAGAAUUCAAGUCAAGACCCAAUUACCAUGAAUACAGUAGUGGAUUACGGGCAAGACUCCUUUGUGGUGACACCCGAAGAAUUCCGGGAGCCUCUUGCUACUCCCAAAGGCAUACCCAGUCAUCAGAGCCCCUUGACGACAUUGCCCUCUCCUGGCUUGACUAUGCCUUCGUAUCCUGGUUCGCGGCGGCCGUCAACCACAGAGGAUCUUUCAACCAAUUUUAGCAACUUUGCCCUCGCAAGCAGUUCACCCAACUUGCUCGCAAACCGGCGGGCGUCAGAGGUAAUUUGUCCUCCACCAAGUGGUCCCCUCGAUAUCGCUGCCCGAAGAAAGCGACCUCGACCCGCUGCCCUGACCUCGGCGUCGCUUCGAAGUCGCUCCUAUGGAGCACUGACGUCGGCUUCCCCGACAUUCCGCCAGGGCCUCAUGAGUCCUCAAGGACCACAUAGUGUUCGACACGUCAAAUCGGCGGGUCAAAGCCUUCAUUCGCGAUAUGCAGGAAUUCGGAAAGCCAGUUCGGCUCAGAAGUCGCCCAUGUGUGCCUCAACUUUUGCCGAAGCAGAGACCUUGAACCAACUAAUGGCCCAGCAAGCAAUUGCAACGACGCCGCUGGGAGAAUUGCCAGAACCAUUGUUGUCACCGGGCCACGUCUCAAGCGGCUACAUGCUAGAUCCGGAAAAGAAUCCAUUCUUUGCACAAGCCAUUGACAUGCCCAGCCAGUAUACCAUGCGACCACCCCAAAACCUCUCGAUCACAACAGGGUCACCUCCAGUGACGCCGAUGAUGGCAGCCUUCAUGAGCAGAGCCCAGUCGCAACAAUCUCUCAUUCCUCCUCCCUCUGCUCCUCAAUUUGCGGCAUUCACCGACUACACACCUCCUUACUCAGCUGGUCCGCUUACCAACAGCAGCUGGUCAGAUGCUCCCUUGACAUCGCCGGAGAUUUCUUCGUUUCCUGUCACACAAUUUCCAUCCCUCGGGUUUCCACAUCAGUGUGAUGGCCUCAAUGGCCAAUUUCAACAAUAUGUUCUACCUUCCGACAAUACAUCUGAGGUGGACUUUGUUUCUCAUGUCGAUAAGAAGAAAACAGAAUUUUACAUCCAAGAGUUUCCAAAUCAAAAAGAGGAACUUGCACAUGUUGCUCAACAACUUGCUCAGCAAAAGCCCAAAAAUUACGUGUUUGCGAAUACUGCUCCUCAGGACUACACCAACACCUAG